AUGAACACGAGAUACGAUGUCAAUGGCGAUCUCUAUCUGACCGAUAUGGCCGGAUCGGGCCUCAUGGCGAAAUACGGCGACGGCCGGGUCGCCAUCGCCACCAGCCAGGUCAUCGAGGACGCCGUCGGCGGCACCGUCGUCAUCGGCGACAACGCGACGGGCAAGGAGGACAAGUUCAACAAGGGUGUGGCGUCCCUCGACGGCAACAUCCGCGUGCCCACAGCCCAGCUCGAAAACGUCGGCGGCACGACUGCGGUGACCAAUCUCGGCUCUACCAAGGAAGACAAGUCCAGCAAGGGUGUGAUCAACGGUUACGCGUCGCUCGACGGCACGGCGCAGGUGCCAUCGAAUCAGUUGGGCAAUGUCGCGCGUGCCACCGCCAAGGGCACCUUCUUGGUGGGCAAUGGGAGCACGCCGACGGCGCAGGCCGCGGGCGCCACCCACCAGGCACUCAUCGCCGACACGACCACGGGCACCAACACGCACGCGCAGAUCGACGCCUUCGUCAGCUCCAAGGGCCAGCCCAACGGCCUCGCUACGCUCGACAGCAACGGCCGCGUGCCGCUGGCGCAGCUCGCCAAUCUGUCUGCCUCUUACCCACAGCCGGUCUUUGCCGGAUUCAGCGGAGCGAUCACCACCAACGGAUCGACGGGCAACACCUUCAUCCAGGCUCCCGGCGACGGCGGCACCUCUGGCGACCUCUCCUUUAUCAAUUUCGACUUUGUGUCGAUCGGUGUCAACUCGGUGAGCGUGCCCCGACCUCAAGCGCCCACAUCCGCCGUCACGUUUGACGCUGUCAACAGCAAGUGCACGGUCAACGUCGCCGGCGAGUACCUGCACACGAUCAACGUCAACACCACCGGACCCGGCGGGACUGCGCGCUGGGGCGUCACGCUCUACUGCGACGACAAGAUCGUGAGCGCCUUCAACAAGAUCGUCUACGCCGCCGAUGAUGGUAUGGGCGACCGCAUCUCGUUCUCGGCGACCGUACCGGUUAACGCAGGCAACGUGUUCGACGUGCGGCUGCGACUCAGCAACAACAACACCAAUCUCAACAUCAUUGGCUGCUCGUGGUUCUGCACGCAGCUGUCGGGAUAA
Messenger RNA from Acanthamoeba castellanii str. Neff, 1098 nucleotides. RefSeq lists its product as uncharacterized. The coding region runs from base 1 to 1098 and encodes 365 amino acids. The transcript is spliced from 3 exons. Lineage: Eukaryota; Discosea; Longamoebia; Acanthamoebidae. The record is from RefSeq and is a predicted model, not a curated record.